GCCACAACGCUUCGUUUCGAAGCCAAUAUCACGCCUGCGACGACUGACGCAAUCUUCUUUGUUUCUUUCUUCUCUUCCGUUAACUGAUCCGCCUUCGCACGACUUUUGUCCUGCUUCUUGAUUCUAGCUAUUGUUUAUCUUCCCAUCUUUUCUUGUCGAUGACUUUCGGUCUCUGUUGUCUGCGCUCUUCCGAUCCAUGUACGUCCCUUGUUCUUGCCGCCUCUGCAUCGAUCUCCUCGAUUUUUAAGGCCAAUUAAUGCGAUCGCGAGUUGCGUUUUUGUUAGAAGAUUUGGAGUUAUGCAUUCCAAGAAUGCGCCGCAGAGGGCUCCAUCGAAGCUCUUCACGUUGAAUCUUCUCGUCAAGUCCUUCAUCCUCUUGAUUGUAUUAGGCACCGGUUUCUCUGUUCUCAUCAUGUACAAGCCGCAGUACAUCGACCUUCACUCCAUGGCGAUGCGAACUAUCUCUAUGUCUUGGUCCCCGGCCCAUUGCGCAGAUGAGGGAACCAGUCUCCAGCGGUGGAUUGCGCCGCCGUCCAACUUGACGCAUAGCAUGACGGACGAGGAGCUCUUUUGGAGAGCUUCCUUCGUUCCGCAGGUGAAAAAGUACCCUUAUAACAGGACAUCGAAGGUGGCGUUUAUGUUCCUCACCAAAGGACCUCUGCCUCUCGCGCCGCUGUGGGAGGAGUUCUUGAAAGGCCACGAAGGGAAGUAUUCCAUUUACGUUCAUUCGUCGCCGGAUUACCAGCCGGAUUUCCCUCGGCGGUCGGUGUUCUACCGCCGGCAGAUUCCCAGUCAGGUGGCCGAGUGGGGGAAGAUGAGCAUGUGCGACGCCGAGCAGCGACUCCUCGCGAACGCUCUGCUCGACGUGGACAACGAGCGAUUCGUGCUGCUGUCGGAAUCCUGCAUUCCUCUGCACAAUUUCAGCACCGUUUACGGUUACUUGGUUCAUUCAAAGCGCAGCUUCGUCGGGGCAUUUGACGACCCCGGUCCUCACGGACGAGGAAGAUACAAUCACAACAUGGCGCCAGAAGUGAGCAUCUCCCAAUGGAGAAAAGGCGCGCAAUGGUUCGAGGUGGAUCGAAACCUUGCGGUCUUCCUCAUUCACGACGCCAAAUACUAUCCGAAGUUUAGGGAUUUCUGCAGGCCUCCCUGCUACGUAGACGAGCACUACUUCCCGACCAUUCUCGCGAUCGAGCUGCCUCAUCUUCUUGCGAACAGGAGUUUGACCUCGGUGGAUUGGUCGAGGGGAGGAGCUCACCCUGCUACGUUUGGAGGGCGAGAUGUGACCGAAGGGUUUCUAAAGAGGCUCAAGGGACGGCAGAGCUGCAUGUACAAUGACCUCCCGGCGGCUGUGUGCUUCCUUUUUGCUCGCAAGUUUUCUCCCAGUGCAUUGAAGCCCUUGUUGCACUUCGCACCGAUUUUACUUGGCUAUGGCAGCGAGCAACGAUUGUUCGAAUGAUUUGUUAAGAAUGUUGAGAUUAUUAUGGGCCACCUGUUUUAUUUUCUUUCAGUUCACUGAUUGAUUGGUUCAUGUUGUGAUCAAGAAAGAAAGAAAGA
This is a messenger RNA of Zingiber officinale, 1556 nucleotides long. Its product is annotated as glycosyltransferase BC10-like. The record is from RefSeq and is a predicted model, not a curated record. Gene Ontology annotation, molecular function: glycosyltransferase activity. NCBI's taxonomy places the organism in Eukaryota, Viridiplantae, Streptophyta, Magnoliopsida, Zingiberales, Zingiberaceae. The coding region runs from base 298 to 1458 and encodes 386 amino acids. The transcript has a single exon. Gene Ontology annotation, cellular component: membrane.